This is a messenger RNA of Gossypium arboreum, 2347 nucleotides long. RefSeq names its product probable pectinesterase/pectinesterase inhibitor 21. NCBI's taxonomy places the organism in Eukaryota, Viridiplantae, Streptophyta, Magnoliopsida, Malvales, Malvaceae. Gene Ontology annotation, biological process: cell wall modification. Gene Ontology annotation, molecular function: pectinesterase inhibitor activity; pectinesterase activity. The coding region runs from base 375 to 2057 and encodes 560 amino acids. The transcript is spliced from 2 exons. The record is from RefSeq and is a predicted model, not a curated record.
AAGGUGGUUCCAACGCCUAAAAAUAACCCUUACAAUGCUUUAGAGAAUGGCUAGAAAAAAAGCAUGUAAUCCCACCAUUCAAUUUUCAAGCGAAACCCAAUAUUUUAGACUGAAACAAAGAUUUAAAACAACAUAAAGUUUGGAAAAUGAAUUCUGUAUCAUAAAAAAUCCAACCAUUUCUUUUGUUCUUAAGUUUUAACCACAAAUGAAUCAUUUUUGUUUUUAACGGUUCAUGUUCUCUAAGUUUCUUGUAUUUGAAUAAAGGGUUUCCUCAGACUGAAUCUCAACAUCUAAACAAAGAUUAAGAUUCUUACUAGCUUUGCCAAUAAGGGUUCCCUUUAAUUGAUUUGAAUAAAAAAAAAGGGUCUUUGAAAAUGGGAAAACUUCCGGCAAUCAUUGGUAUUUGUUCCGUGCUUGUGGUGGCUAUGGUGGCAGCAAUAGCCGUUGGUGUCAGCCGUGCUAAAGAUAGUGACAAUGAUGAUGCCAAAGUCUCGACUUCCGAAAAAGCGGUCCAAUCCAUAUGUCAAACUACUGAUUAUAGAGAAACAUGUGAAAAUAGUCUUUCGAACGCCAACACCACCGAUCCCAAAGAGCUGAUAAAGGUCGGUUUUCAAGCGGCAAUCCAAGAGAUUGGCAAAGUGAUCGCCAAUUCCUCUACCAUCCAAAACGCGGCUAAAGACCCCAUGACUCGUCAAGCUGUCGACAAUUGCAAAGAGCUCAUGGGGUACGCCAUUGACGACCUCAAAGCCUCGUUUAAUCAACUCGGUGCAUUCGACGUUAGUAAGCUAGACGAAUACGUCGAGAAUCUCAAGAUAUGGAUGGGCGGUGCCAUUACGUAUCAACAAACAUGCUUAGACGGGUUCAUGAACGUAUCCAGUGAAACCGGUGUGAAAAUGAAGGCGUUGUUGAAUACUUCACAACAGUUAACCAGCAAUGGGUUAGCCAUGGUGACCGACAUAACUAAAAUCAUUAAGGACCUUAACAUUCCAGGCAUGGAAGGAGUCAGCACGGGGUCUAAACGUAAGCUAAUGGCGGAAGAUGGGUUCCCUUCGUGGGUUAGCUUUAAGCAACGACAGCUACUGCAACAAAAUGUGGCGGACAUGAAACCUAAUGUGGUGGUUGCUAAAGAUGGUAGCGGCAAAUUUAAUAGCAUCAAUGAAGCCUUAAAGGAAGUGCCUAUGAAAAAUACAGCUCCAUUUGUGAUCCAUAUUAAGGCUGGCGUUUAUAAUGAACAAGUUUUGGUUGCUAAAACUAUGACUAACGUUGUGUUCGUCGGAGAUGGACCGACCAAGACUGUCAUUACCGGUCGGAUGAACUUUGUCGAUGGCACCGUAACAUUCAAGACUGCAACUCUUGCUGCUGUGGGUGAAAGAUUUAUUGCAAAGAAUAUUAAAAUAGAGAACACAGCUGGAGCGAUCAAGCACCAAGCAGUGGCACUAAGGGUCCAAAGUGAUCGGUCCAUCUUCUACAAUUGUCAAAUGGAUGGCUACCAAGACACGCUUUACACCCACAGUCACCGUCAAUUCUACAGGGACUGCACCGUCUCCGGUACCAUUGAUUUCGUCUUCGGCGACGCCGCUACCGUCUUACAGAACUGCAAGCUUAUCGUUAAUAAACCACUCGACAACCAACAAUGCAUCGUCACCGCCCAAGGACGGACCGAACGCCGUGAGGUUUCCGGCAUGGUCCUCCAAAACUGCACCAUCUCCGGCGCACAGGACUACCUUCCGGUUAAGGCCAAGAGUAAAACACACCUCGGUCGGCCUUGGAAAGAGUACUCAAGGACCAUCAUCAUGCAAUCUCAGCUCGACGACAUCGUCACCCCCGAAGGAUGGAUGCCGUGGCAAGGCACCUUCGCCCUCGACACUUUGUGGUACGCCGAGUUCAAAAACCGAGGACCUGGUGCGGUCCAGACCAACAGGGUUAAAUGGAAAGGUAUACAACAGAUCAAUGACGCUCAAGCUAAGGAAUUCACUGCUGGUGUGUUCUUACGUGGUGAUGAAUGGAUCCCGAGCUCUGGGGUGCCUUACAUUGCCGGCAUGGUUCCUGGUGUAUAGAUAUCGGGGAAAUAUAUACAUAUAUAUCUGAAAAAGAUGAUGAAUAAGUUUAUGUAGAGAGAAUAAAUGAGAAUAAAGGAAUGUAGUAAGAGAAAGUUUGGUUAUAGAUUUAGAUAAUCGAACUAAGUUUUAGGGUCUACGGUAUGACUUAGUAUCUUACGAAAUGAUAAUAAAUGUGGAAGCUAGACAUGAAGUUUCAUGCAUCUUUGCUUGUUGAAUAAAGAUGCUUAGCAAAAUGUAAGUAAAAUUUUUAUUGAUGAAAAUCGGAAAGCAUUGGAUUUUUAGUAUAA